Molecule: messenger RNA, 2984 nt
Organism: Microtus ochrogaster (prairie vole)
Lineage: Eukaryota; Metazoa; Chordata; Mammalia; Rodentia; Cricetidae
Gene: Znf384
Product: zinc finger protein 384
Exons: 11
Coding region: 305-2011 (568 amino acids)
Biological process (GO): regulation of transcription by RNA polymerase II
Cellular component (GO): nucleus
Molecular function (GO): DNA-binding transcription activator activity, RNA polymerase II-specific; RNA polymerase II cis-regulatory region sequence-specific DNA binding
Source: RefSeq, a predicted model, not a curated record
GCGGGGGGCCACACACUGCCUCGCGCCCCCGCCCCGCGGGUGUCUCGCGCGCAGCUCUGCGAGUGUGGAGAUCCGUCUGGCGCCUGCAGUGCAUGCCCGCGCACCCCGCCUUUCGUUCCCCGUCCCGCGCCCCGCGGGUUCUCCCACUCCCUCGGUUCCCUCCAUUCCCUGCAAACGCCGCCCCUCCCGCGCGCUGGCUCAGGCGCUGGCGCCGCCGCCGCCGCCGCCGCCGCCGCCGGAAAGUUCAGGAGCCCUGGAAAGGAGAAGGAAUAAGACGACAGGAGGAAGAGAGAGAGAGGGUAGAAUGGAAGAGUCUCACUUCAAUUCUAACCCGUACUUCUGGCCUUCUAUCCCCACAGUCUCAGGGCAGAUUGAAAACACAAUGUUCAUCAACAAGAUGAAGGAUCAGCUAUUGCCAGAAAAGGGCUGUGGACUGGCGCCACCUCACUAUCCCACUUUGCUGACAGUGCCUGCCUCAGUGUCCCUGUCCUCUGGCAUUAGCAUGGACACAGAGUCCAAGUCAGAGCAGCUGACCCCACACAGUCAGGCAUCUGUUACCCAGAACAUUACUGUGGUCCCUGUGCCGUCUACAGGACUGAUGACAGCGGGAGUCUCCUGUUCUCAGAGGUGGAGAAGAGAAGGGAGUCAAUCAAGGGGUCCUGGUUUGGUAAUCACAUCCCCCUCAGGUUCUCUUGUGACCACAGCAUCAUCAGCUCAGACCUUCCCUAUAUCGGCUCCCAUGAUUGUCUCAGCUCUUCCCCCUGGCUCACAAGCCCUACAGGUGGUCCCUGACCUCUCCAAGAAGGUAGCAUCAACCCUAGCUGAGGAAGGAGGCGGAGGUGGUGGUGGAGGUGGCAAUGUGGCUCCUCCUAAACCUCCUCGGGGCCGCAAGAAGAAGCGGAUGCUGGAAUCAGGGCUUCCUGAGAUGAAUGACCCUUAUGUCCUUGCCCCUGAUGACGACGAUGACCAUCACAAAGAUGGCAAGACCUACAGGUGCCGGAUGUGCUCACUGACCUUCUACUCAAAGUCGGAGAUGCAGAUCCACUCCAAGUCACACACCGAGACCAAGCCCCACAAGUGCCCGCACUGCUCCAAGACCUUCGCCAACAGCUCCUACCUGGCCCAGCACAUCCGUAUCCAUUCGGGGGCCAAGCCCUAUAGUUGUAACUUCUGUGAGAAAUCCUUCCGCCAGCUCUCCCAUCUGCAGCAGCACACCCGGAUCCACUCCAAGAUGCACACGGAGACCAUCAAGCCCCACAAGUGCCCACACUGCUCCAAGACCUUCGCCAACACCUCCUACCUGGCUCAGCACCUCCGUAUCCACUCGGGGGCCAAGCCCUACAACUGUUCCUACUGCCAGAAGGCCUUCCGCCAGCUCUCCCACCUCCAGCAGCACACACGAAUCCACACCGGUGAUAGGCCGUACAAAUGUGCACACCCAGGCUGUGAGAAGGCCUUUACACAACUCUCCAAUCUGCAGUCUCACAGAAGGCAGCACAACAAAGACAAACCCUUCAAGUGCCACAAUUGUCACCGAGCGUACACAGAUGCAGCCUCACUAGAGGCUCACUUAUCUACACAUACGGUGAAGCACGCCAAGGUGUAUACCUGCACAAUCUGUAGUCGGGCAUACACAUCAGAAACAUAUCUUAUGAAACACAUGCGCAAACACAACCCUCCUGAUCUUCAGCAACAAGUGCAAGCAGCCGCGGCAGCAGCAGCAGUGGCCCAGGCUCAGGCCCAGGCCCAGGCCCAGGCCCAGGCCCAGGCCCAGGCUUCCCAGGCAUCACAGCAGCAGCAGCAGCAACAACAGCCUCCACCACCACAACCACCACACUUCCAGUCACCUGGGGGAGCUCCCCAGGGUGGGGGUGGUGGGGACAGCAACCCAAACCCUCCACCCCAGUGUUCCUUUGACCUGACCCCCUAUAAGACGGCAGAGCAUCAUAAAGACAUCUGCCUCACUGUCACCACCAGCACCAUCCAGGUGGAGCACCUGGCCAGCUCUUAGAGAUCCGUACUGCCAUCCACUGGAAAGAGGGAGAAGAAGUUCUGGUCCCUCCUUUGUCAACUCCUCUUGGUGGGAAAGUUCUCUUCUUCCUUGACAAGUCCUGUCUCCAGCUCCUUGGUCCUCAGGCAUGGCUUCCUUCGCAAGAUAACCAUCCUUAAUCUCAGCUGCUCCUGAUUGACAAAGGGAUCCUGAGCUGAUAGUGUUAUCCAACAGCCCCAUCCAAGCAGAGCUUUAAGACUGGGGGUUGGUGCUUGAGAGAGGAUCUGCUCUGGCCUCACAUCUUUUCCAGUGUGGGCACUUACCUUCCUCUCUUCUCAUCCUCAAAGUUGGGGCCGAUAGAAGGCUAGCGGCUGGUCCUCCCAGAUAAUACAGAAGGAAGCUCUAAAUGCAACCAACCUUCCGUUCUACGCUUACCUGUAAAAGAACAGGUUUUGCACGUGGCCUGACCCCUGUGAGCCAUUUUCUUUCCCUUACAUGGUCUCAUUUCAUAUUGGGUGGUGACUACCUUUUUAUUUGUAAGGAGGCCAGUAGGCAAUACAUGGUCACCAAGGUGCCAGAGACUCUCCAGGUGACCAAGGGUGGUUAUAAGAUUGUGGGUUAUGAUUUUUCCUUGCAGCCUCCUUCUCUGCCAACCAAGGGCCUAUAUACUUUGCCUCACCACACCAGUCCAAGGAGCUAUGGGAGCUAUGUUCUCUGUAAAACCCCAGCCAGGGUAUUGCAGAGAAGGGAGAAGUCAGGGCACACACAAGGACUGGAUUUAGCUCCCUAGGUGCCACGGUCAGAUGCCGACAUGGAUUUAUAUAUAAAUAUAUAUAUAUAUAAAAGUAUAUAUAUAUAUAUACCUGCUCAUCACGGCCAUCUUUGUUGUAACCAUUUCUGUGUUUAUAAAUGCAUUAUCUCUGAGAAUUUUCAUAUUGAUGUUUUAUUUUUGUCUUAUUUUUCUCCACUUUGUCCUCUGGCCAUGGCAUUUUGA